AUGAAUGGAGUGCAGGUUGUGCCAUUUGAGCUUGAGGUUGUUGAAGCAGCAUUAGUUUCACGGAUGCAGCAGUUGGAGCAGAAACUAGUGGAUUUGGAACCUCGUGUUCAAGCUAUACUUAAGGUGUUGCCUAAAAAAUUAACCGGUGACAUAUUGGAGCAACUUCGUAUUAGCAAGCAGACUUUGGUUGAAUUGGGUUCAAAAGCAGGGGCUCUUAGACAAAUGCUGCUUGAUCUUUUGGAAGAUCCUGAUGAAAUACAUAGAAUAUGUACUAUGGGAAGAAAUUAUACACUUAAAAGGGGAAAUGAUGAUGUGGAAUGUUCUUUACCUUCAGAAAAGCUGAUUGUUGAAGGUAUAAUGUGA
Molecule: messenger RNA, 363 nt
Organism: Hibiscus syriacus
Lineage: Eukaryota; Viridiplantae; Streptophyta; Magnoliopsida; Malvales; Malvaceae
Product: magnesium transporter MRS2-11, chloroplastic-like
Exons: 4
Coding region: 1-363 (120 amino acids)
Biological process (GO): magnesium ion transport
Molecular function (GO): magnesium ion transmembrane transporter activity
Source: RefSeq, a predicted model, not a curated record